This is a messenger RNA of Ectocarpus siliculosus, 2349 nucleotides long. NCBI's taxonomy places the organism in Eukaryota, Phaeophyceae, Ectocarpales, Ectocarpaceae. The record is from the annotation of a GenBank genome assembly.
AUGGCCGGACUUGAGCUUGUUGGGCCGAGUAGCACGUACUACGUCGGACAGCAGUCACACAACAACAGCCUCAGCAACGUAUUCAGUAUAGUGGCGAGUGGUUGCCCCGAGCCGUCCUUCUCGCCAGACUUCCCAGGACGAGGGAUCGACUCCAUCGGCAGGAACGAGCUCUCGACAAGAAGUGCGACCUGGAGGGGCGAUGAGCGGCCGCAAUUCGACAGUGGUGCUCGUGGCGCCUCACGACAGAACGGUAGAGACGCCGACCAGCAAACGAGAGACAUCGAGGAACUGGCGCGACAUGCUGAAAAGGAUAUCAGGCUCCCCACAAAGGAACAGGAACUUUACCCUGAAAGCCAGGUUAGACCGAACCUCACAUGGCGAUGGCCUUGCCAAAUCGGAGUGGGCUUGGAGAACAUGGGCAACACGUGCUACCUGAACUCGAUUCUACAGUGCCUGAGCUACGUUCCCCCGCUCGCCCAGCACCUGUUGAACGGCAGCUACUCGCAGGGGUCUCACGCAACGUGCUCCGAGUCCCCGUUUUCUUUCAACGGGUCCACCGACUUCUGUGAGGACGACAUCCUAGGAGCCAUGCAGAAGCUUGUGGGACAGAUCCACCAGACCAAGUCAGGGUCAGCUGAGCAACAAGCGAUCAGGCCGCGCACUUUUUCCGACAACCUGAGAAAGAUCGGGGAGAAAUUCCGGCGGGGCAGACAGGAGGACGCCCACGAAUUUUUGAGACACCUGGUGGACAAGAUGGCGGGGUCCUACCUCGAACGCCGAGGGGUAGACCCGUUUGCACCUAACAGGCUGGCGGAGACGACUCCGAUUCACCGUGUCUUCGGAGGAUACCUCCGAAGUCAGCUGAAGUGCUCGGAGUGCGGUUUCUGCAGCGACACCUUCGACCCCUUCAUGGACCUGGCCAUGAACGUCGAGAAGGUCGACUCAAGCGGCGUGGCGAUGAACGAGAGGUCUCUCCAAGCGGCCCUCAGGCGUUUUACCGCCCCGGAAACCCUCGGCGCUGGCAACGAGUGGAAGUGCGGGGGUUGCAACAAGCUGGUCGAAGCGGAGAAGAAUUUGUCGGUAUUCAAGCCACCGAACGCGUUGGUGUUUCAGCUGAAAAGGUUCGGCUUCACGAACGGGCCGAGAAAGGUCAAGGACCACAUUUCCUUCGGCGACAAGCUCAACCUUGAGGUGUCGGGACCGGAGCGUUGGGCGAACUACGACCUGACGGGGGUUGUGGUUCACUCGGGCAAGACCAUGUCUUCCGGGCACUACUACGCCUACGUGAGGUCAUCGGCCGGGUCUUGGGCACGGAUGAACGACAGCGUGGUGACGAAGGUCACGCUGGACACCGUGCUGAGGGACAAGGCCUACGUCCUCUUCUACACGCGCCGCCCCCCGCCGGCGCCCCCCGCGGUCCAGCGCCCUAUUCUCCCCACGCCCUCACCCUCAUUGGCGUCCUCCUCUUCCAGCCCUGCCGUGGGGGGAACCGCCGCCGCCGGCGCUGACGGGGCAUCCUCGGUCGGCAAGGGUCCGCCCACCCACCCCGCCGCCCCCACCGCCCCCGAGAGCAACAAGAGCAGGAAACGCAAGAGAAGUCAGGAGCAGGCAAGAGAGAUUGAGAGAGCGUUGGCGGCAGCGGCGGGGGCGGCGCUGGUGGAGCCGCCAGCAGCCGGAGCAGUGGUCGGCGGAGAGGACGGCAAGGACCCGUACGAGGCCGCCAGGGGUACUUCAAGGCGCCGGCUUUCCGACGGAACCUGCGUUGGGGGCGGUGUUAGCCAGAGCCAGGGCGCGACCGAGACACCGGUCGCUUCGACACCGGUUGUAGCAGUACCCUCCGCGCCACCAGCACCGUCUGGUACUACCCCGGCAGUUCACCGACCGCCACCACCGUUUCAUCUACGGUGCCCCUCCGCACCUGCCGGAGGUGGUAUCGACGGAGAGCACGGCUUAGCGGCGGUGGCGGAGGAGGAGGAGGAGGGCGAAGGACGCGGAGACGGUGGCGAUCCGCUACAAUUGGAAGGGUUCGCACCCGCCAGAGGCAUCGAGGAGAGCGGCCGUAACGGUUGCCCGGCGGAGGGGGUCGGCGGAGACGCAGCAACAGCGACGGUAGUUUCGCCGUCAUCGUCCCCUGGGCUUCCGUCUAUCGACGAACCACAUCCGCGCGAAGACGGCGCUCCCGAUGUCGUCAACGUGAAGCGAAGCAGGGAAGACGAAGAAGCGGAAGAGGAGUCGGUCGCUGGGACAGAGCGCUACACAAGUCCAAAGCGUCAGAGGCUUGAUGGCGACACGACCAGCCAGGCGGGAGAUGUUUUGGGCGCCUGCCGCCGUGGUACCCAACCCCACUGA